AUGCCGCCGUCCGAUAUCUUUCAAAGCUACGCCGAUUCACCACCACUCCUCCUCCUUCUCAUCAUCAUCGCCGUUUCGUCCGUCAUCUUUCUACUAACCAAUUUCGGCGCCGGCGGAGGAGGGAAGCUGCCGCCGAGCCCAAGAUCCCUCCCACUCAUCGGCCACAUGCACCACCUGGGCCCAACCCUCCACCGCCACCUCCACACCCUCUCGGCCCAACACGGCCCGCUCGUCCACUUCCACAUCGGCCCAAAGCCCUGCCUCCUCGCCUCCACACCGGACCUGGCCCACGAGAUCCUCAAGACCAACGAGCCGGCCUUCCUCAACCGGCCCAAGGUGGCCAACCUCCACUACCUGACCUACGGCUCGGCCGACUUCGCCACGGCCCAGUACGGCCCGUACUGGAAGUUCAUGAAGCACCUCCUCAUGAACCGCCUCCUCGGCCCACAAACCCUCGACCGGUUCGCCCCGGUCCGACGCGACGAAACGAUCCGGUUCCUGAACCGGACCCGGAACAGAGCCGAGGCAGGGGAAGAAGGAAUGGACGUCGGAGCCGAGCUCACGAGGCUGACCAACAACGUGAUCUCGAGGAUGAUGCUGCGGACGAGGUGCUCCGACGACGACGCGGAGGCCGACGAGGUGAGGCGGCUCGUGAGGGAGAUGACGGAGCUUGGGAGGAUGUUCAAUGUGUCGGAUACGUUUUGGGUCUUGAAGAAUUGGGACUUGCAAGGGUUUGAGAAGAGGCUUGUGGAUGCAAGAGGAAGGUACGAUGUUCUGAUGGAGAGGAUCAUGAAGGAGCACGAGGAUUUGAGGAGGAAGAGGAAAAUGAAGGAUGGUGAUUGUGGCGGCUUGGAGGAUUGUAAGGAUGUGCUUGACAUUUUGCUGGAUAUAUAUGAAGAUGAGGAAGCGGAGAUGAAAUUGACGAGGGAGAACAUCAAAGCUUUCAUCAUGAACAUAUUUGGAGCUGGAACAGACACAUCAUCGAUUCUCAUCGAGUGGGGGCUCUCGGAGCUCAUAAAUCAUCCAGACGUGACGAAAAAGGCAAGGCAGGAGAUGGAACUAGUUGUAGGAAAUGACAGGUUGGUCCAAGAAUCAGACAUCCCAAACCUUCCCUACCUCCAAGCCAUCCUAAAAGAGCUCCUCCGUCUCCACCCAACCGGUCCCUUGAUCGUCCGAGAAUCAUCCCAAGAAUGCACGAUCGCCGGCUACAAAAUCCCGGCGAAGACGAGGCUGUUCGUCAACAUCUGGUCCCUGGGGAGAGAUCCAAGCCAUUGGAAGGAUCCCGAGGAGUUCAGCCCGGAGAGAUUCAUGGGAACAGAGUGGAGCGGGAAGAAGAAGAAUAACAUGUUGGAUGUGAGGGGGCAACAUUUUCAUCUGUUGCCCUUUGGCAGCGGAAGGAGGAGCUGCCCCGGUGCGUCGUUGGCCCUGCGGUUCGUGCCGGCGACUCUGGCGGCGAUGAUUCAGUGCUUUGAUUGGACGGCGGUUGGCGAUGGUGGUGGUGGAGGCAGAGUGGACAUGGAAGAGGGUGGAGCUGGGCUCACGCUUUCUAGGGCUCGUCCUUUGGUUUGUGUCCCAAUUGCUAGGCGAGGUGUCGGCGACCUUUUAUCUAUGAUGUAACAAAAAAAUGUGUGCUUUAGUGAAUUGGGUAAGGGUACUACUAGUGAGAUACACAUCAAU
Messenger RNA from Linum tenue, 1677 nucleotides. NCBI's taxonomy places the organism in Eukaryota, Viridiplantae, Streptophyta, Magnoliopsida, Malpighiales, Linaceae. The record is from the annotation of a GenBank genome assembly.